Molecule: messenger RNA, 1499 nt
Organism: Amoebophrya sp. A120
Lineage: Eukaryota; Dinophyceae; Syndiniales; Amoebophryaceae
Source: the annotation of a GenBank genome assembly
AGCUGUGCUACGUCCUCGUUCUGUACGUGUAUGAAGAAGAUGCAGAAGAUUGUAGUUGUAUAACUAUUUCGCGCUACAACGACUGCUAGACAUGAAAUCAUGCCCACGACUUUAAAUUUACUCAUCCAGGAAAUAACUGUUUUUUUGCCGGGUGCAAAUAAAACACACAGCACAAAAACGCUGCAGAAGUAGUAGCAGAGCUCCACGUCCACGCACAAGACCUACGUAGAUAAAUUUCAUCUUCCCUGGCAGAAGUAAGUUUUGAUCUUGUUUGCUCCGUUUUUGUUGUAGCGAAACAACAAACACAACGAGAAAAAAUGCCGAAGAAGACCACCGUCCUCGCGAUGCAACUGCUCGCGGCUCAGAUGGCCGAAGCGAUCGACUCGUCGAAAACCCACGUGUGGGUGGGGAACGAGAAGUCGGGAAGUGCUGUUUUGCAGGUAGAACAGCUAGUACUUGUCUUUGUCUUCUAUUUCGAAUAUUCACCAGCCUCUACUUCUCGUGAGCUGCUUCGUCUUAAACUUAAUCCAUGCCGACGUGAUGAUUGUUUUUUUGCUUUUUCGUGAACGAAAGUCUGAUCAUCUGCCCUAUUUACUUGAAAUGCAGGUGGACAAGAAGAAGAAGGCCCGGUCCACCAAGGUCUCGAAAGAGGCGGAGGCAAAGGAGAUGCUGGCCACCACCACGGAAGCGCAGGUAUGAAGAACUCUUUUUUAUUUGCACUGGAGAUGAAGAUGAUCGAUUGGUUGCAUAUACUAAUAUUUGAAGAUCAAUUCGGACUCUUAUUACACAGACAAGACGACACAGCACAUUAAUUCCUACAUUUAGACCGCUAUACAUAUUCUACUGGGGAACGUUGCGUUGAGCUUGAGGACGACACGCAAAUAAGUCGGGACUUCAGCGCUCGGCGACGAGGGGCUGUAAGUAACUGCUGCAGCCAAAGUAGUGCUUUCCUUGAGAAAGCAAUUAAGUGCGAGUGCAAGAGCGCCUGUUCUUGCAGAGAUAGGCUUCUCCUUGUUCGCAAUGACUUUGUAUCUUGCAGCGUACAAGCCUUUCACAGAAACGGAUUCUGAUGCCGCAACUUUUUUGUCCGAGCAGACAGCUACAAGGAAAAAAAGUAACAGCGGUGAAAAAGAUGAACCGCCGAAAAGUAGAUCUCCGAUGUUUUUUUCUGGUACAUUUCAGUUUUAUGCUCGAAAUAAUACACCCUGAAGGGAUAUUAACGAGAGGUGGGAAAGGGGAAAAAGAGCAGGGUACGUAGCGAGUAAAAUAGGGCGUUGAAAUAUCUUGGAUCGAAGUUUCAAUGAAAAUUUUUACAGGAGCCUUUAUGCAGGCAGGUUGGCAAUUGUCCCGACGGCAAAUCGCAGACGGUUUUUAUUGUCCCCGGCAAAAGCGUGCGCUGGGGCAUGUGCCAGGACGAGCCCGAAACUUGUACGCCGGACCAGGAAACGACCAUCAACUCUAUUCUGCAACCGCCUGUUUUAAAGGCGAAAGAAGAGUAG